Molecule: messenger RNA, 339 nt
Organism: Encephalitozoon intestinalis ATCC 50506
Lineage: Eukaryota; Fungi; Microsporidia; Unikaryonidae
Product: 60S ribosomal protein L22
Exons: 1
Coding region: 1-339 (112 amino acids)
Biological process (GO): cytoplasmic translation
Cellular component (GO): ribosome
Molecular function (GO): RNA binding; structural constituent of ribosome
Source: RefSeq, a predicted model, not a curated record
AUGGCAACGGCAUCGGAGAAGACCACAAGGAAGUUUACUGUUGACUGUACAAAGCCGGCAUCCGACAGUCUCGUCUCUCCUUCGGACCUGGGGGCAUUUCUUCAACAGAAGAUCAAAUGCCACAUGGGAAAGAAGGAAAAGCUUCUCCAGAUCGAGGUGAGCGGGAACAUUGUUGAAGUGAAUGUCACAGGAGGAUUUAUACCAAAGCGGGGAAUAAAGUGGCAGAUAGCAAGGUUUCUACAUAUGAAGAAGCUUAGGGCUUUCAUCAAGAUUUUUGCACAAGGGCCAGAUGGAUUUGAACUCAAGUAUAUUAAUGUUGAGGAAGGUAAGGAAGAAUAA